Messenger RNA from Coregonus sp. 'balchen', 32417 nucleotides. The record is from the annotation of a GenBank genome assembly. Lineage: Eukaryota; Metazoa; Chordata; Actinopteri; Salmoniformes; Salmonidae.
UUAGGUAAGCUUCUGUAAUGGUGCCUGGAUGAGGCGGAGAAGACACAGCCCACUGGGAAUAACACGUGAUUUCUGUUCCAGCUUAGAAUGCUUCAGUAGACUCAAUGGCCCUUAGCUGGCACGACCUGACAUCAUCAAUGUACAAUAUGUACUGUAUGUUCUGUUGCCAUGGUGCCGUGUUCACAUACGACACAUGUACUGUAACAUGUUACUGUAUGCACAGACUAAUGAUGGCAUGUUUCUACAGACUAGCAGGAGAAAACACGCAUGUCUCAUAGUUCUGACUGGGAUUGUACUUUCAUACACGAGCGUGCGUGUAUGUGUGCGUGCGUGCAUGUGUAUAUAUAGCCACUGUAUAUCUGUGUUUGUUAGGUCACCUGGAACAUGUUAUACAUUUGAAAUGAGAUCUUCUGACAAGGCCCACAAAGUCCUUGAAUACAAGAUGCCACCACUUCAGACUUCCUAGAAACUAUAACCACAAGGCUUAAAGUAGCCCUCAUAAUGCAUUGACAGCUUCAUUAGGAACAUCAUUUGGACAAAGAUGAUCUCUUUCUCCUCUCUCCAAGGGUAUUAAUCAAUCAUAGGAAACCUGUUGUAAUUUAAUAUUUUAUGGGACUCUAAUAUAUAUAUGGUGGAUGCUUUAUUUCAUCAAACGGCUAGCUCUGAAUAAUUGAUGGAAGCUGAAGAUGGAAGCUAGGCCGUUUGUUUUGAUCUUGCUGCUCCUUUUAAACUGUUGGCGAGCUCCUUUUGAGCAAUAUUGGCGCUCACUGCUUGAUAUCUGGGGAGUGAGCUGGAAAAUGAGGGUGAGGUUUUCACUCCAAAAACUCUAAACAAGGAUUAGCAUGAGCUACAGAGCAUCUAUCCAGUGCGCUAUCUUCCCCUACUUGUUUCUACCUAGUCACGAUCAAAUUAAGAAUACCUCCACAAUUAAUGAAGUCAUAAUGAACCACUCUGAAAUGGGCAGAGUUUUGCAAAAACAAUUUCUCUCUUACUGUUGGAAAUAUUCCAAGCAUCGCUGUUGAACAAUUGUUCUCUCUCUCUCUCUCUCUCUCUCUCUCUCUCUCUCUCUCUCUCUCUCUCUCUCUCUCUCUCUCUCUCUCUCUCUCUCUCUCUCUCUCUCUCUCUCUCUCUCUCUCUCUCUCUCUCUCUCUCUCUCUCUCUCUCUCUCUCUCUCUCUCUCUCCUCUUUCCAGGGAAAGGUAGAUUUUUUUGUUUGCGGCUGCCAGCCUUACACCUCCUGGGCAUCAGUAAGCAGUCCCUCCCUCAGGAGGACCCUGACGCCGUCAUGAUAGACUCGCCCCGCCGCAGUGAAGAGUCGGUGGCCACCCGCGACUUCCAGUCACUGCCCACCCGGGAGAGCUGCAGCCCCUCCUACGCCAACGACACAAGGGCCCUCAUCGGUCCCAGCCACUGCUCCACCCCUGUGUCGGGACCCCUGGACCACUCGUCCCCCAAGGGGCCCGUCUGGGACAGUCUCGUCCCCCAAGCGGUUCCCCAGCCCCAGACUGUGGGCCCUCUGGCCCCCACCAUCCCAGGCCUGACCCCCACCGCGUCCAGGGAGAGUGUGUGUAGUAUCCGGAGGGCCUCCUCCGCUCAGGACAUGGAGGGUUUCGGAUACAACUCCAAGAUGGCCUUCAGGGACCGACAUGCCAGUGAAGGUAUGUAAGUCAACACGACCUCCAUGGUCGGAAAUGCUUGACUACCCCAUCCGCCUCACCCUGAGAUGUUAUGCUAUAUUAAAUCAAUUCGGCCUUGCUGUACUUACGCAGUAGAUUUGGUCCCUAUCCCAACCAUUUUUAUCAUGUGGUGCAAAUCAAAUCUGACCUUGGAUCAGUGAAUGGGGGUAACUCUCCCAACUCAACUGUACCUACUCUGAGUCAUCAGGCAGCACCACAUCUAUCCUGACUCCUGAAUCACCACAUCUAUCCUGACUCCUGAAUCACCACAUCUAUCCUGACUCCUGAAUCACCACAUCUAUUCUGACUCCUGAAUCACCACAUCUAUCCUGACUCCUGAAUCACCACAUCUAUUCUGACUCCUGAAUCACCACAUCUAUCCUGACUCCUGAAUCACCACAUCUAUCCUGAUUCUUUCCACCCACAGUUAACAUGGGGGGGGGGGGUUACAGUACAGCUCCAGACUCUCCCUGUCUCUGUAUCCAGCUGAUAUUUCUAUCUCUCCCUACACCAUUGAAUCUGCGUUUCUCAUUCAAAGGGCCCCUGCGGCUGACACUGUAAUAAGUCUACUUCAUGAUAAUGAACUGUGGGACGGCGAUAGGGACUUUUAUGUGGGUCGUCUUCCAUCACUAGCUAGCUACGUACAGAUCUGGAAUCUCCUCUCUCUCCUCCACCUUCCUCCCAUCCCCCCCUCUCUUCCUCAACACUAUGCAAUCGCAGACAAUGGCCGCAAUAUCAAAGGUAACAACCGCACGUUCCUUGAACGUAGCACGGAUAUAGAAUAUAUAGCCUGAACUGCUUGCUGCAUGGAUUUUUCAACUCACCAACAACAUAAGUCUGUGUUGAAUGCUAAUGCUGGACUGAUACAUUUGUGAUUGCCUCUGAGAAUGCCAUAGAGGCUUGCACGGCAUAGUAGUAGUAUUAUUCAUGCUGUAGUAAGACGUGACCUGUGAGUGCCCUGCAAGCUUGCAGAUCCCAACUGAUUGUUCUGAAAAAUCAGGCUGACUUUUGACCUGCCACACGACUGCAUGAAAACAAAUCUUGCCUCUCAUUUCCAUAGAACAGGAAAUCUAUAAUAGUCAAUGAAUCAUAAUAACAGUUGUCUUUGCCUGCUGUCAAUAGUCCCCUUUCCCAAAAACAACUGGUAGGCUAUUUCCUUUGUCCUGUGUCAGACAGUUGAAGGGAAUAGAGUGAUGGUUUGUCUGUUUGCUUGAAUAACGUCCUCCAUUUUGUCUUCACUUUACUAAAAAAGUAUUCCGAUCCAUGACUACUUCACUAGUCAAACACACUACCGUAUUCAUUCCGCAUGUGGAACACUACUAUUAUAGAUCAAAAACGUAAUGAUAAGUAAUUCUACGUCACUGGAAUGUUAUCAAAUGUCUGAGAGCCUUUUAACCCCGUGUAGCUCAGUUGGUAGAGCAUGGCGUUUGCAACGCCAGGGUUGUGGGUUCGAUUCCCACGGGGGGCCAGUAUGAAAAUGUAUGCACUCAGAUAAGAGUGUCUGCUAAAUGACUAAAAUGUAAAUGUAACCUCCAGAAAUGAAUGAAAUGACUGUACUUUCCUCUGAAAUCAAUGUCUUUACUAGCCUAAAAGUGCAUUCUGGAUCAAUAACUACCAGAGGAGGCUGGUGGGAGGAGCUGUAGGAGGACGGGCUCAUUAUAAUGGCUGGAAUGGAAUAAAUGGAACGGAGUCAGACAUGUGGUUUUCAUAUGUUUGAUGCUUUUCCAGUUAUUCCAUUUCAGCCAUUACAAUGAGCCCAUCCUCCUAUAGCUCCUCCCACCAGCCUCCACUGAUACCUACUCCAGUGAACAUGGAAAGAUUUGGAGCAGCAUCUGAUAAAUGUUAUCAGCUAUUGUUUGUAUUCUUACCUUUAGACCUUAUGUCUCUGAUUUCCGGGAUAUUUUUCAUUACCUUAACAAAGUGGCCAGAUAGUAUUUUUAUCUCUACUAAAAAAAUCACUCUGAUGUUGCUAAAAUAGAUUUAACAUGACACUCAGGAAGUGCCUGCAGAAUUAUACAGACCUUUGACCCCUCCCCUCUCUCUGAGGUCACUUCCUCUUUACGCUGCUCUCUACCUCCCUCCCUCUCUCUCUCCUGAUUCGCUAGUGUCUCGGUCCUGGAUGGCUGGGGGUAUGGCUUGAGUUUUUCCUAUAUGUCUGUAAUGCACACAUACUGUACCGUACAAUGCUGCUGUAGCAUGUAUUCAAGCUGCGCAUGUCUUUUGUUUGUGUAAGUAUCACUCACCGUAUUCUCAACACUCGUUUGUGAAAAGGGAGAAUGAUUCAUCCCUCCAUCUUCUCGUUUGGAUCUCAUUCCUCUGGAUCAGCAGUUGACACAUUCCCUCUCUUUUCCAUAAUGCCCACAGUCGUUACUACGUGUGACAGUGUGUGUGUUGUUCAACGUGGUGAGGUUUUAUGGCAGUGUUGUACUGUAUUUUCGCAUAGUAACAGAGCUUAUUUGUGGAUGUAUGAAUCAUGAAAGCCAUAUCCAUUGGGUAUCAUUGAGUCAAAACCUCUACUCAUGACUGAGAUAUACUUUAUGUAUACAUUUCCUUUGUUUGUGGACAGAAUUAUUUCACUAAUAUUGUUAAUUACACUUUUAAUAUAACACUUGGAAAACCAAGUUUGUCAUUUCUACAGCUGUUGAAGGGAAGGUAGGGUGGAUCUGAGGGUUAGGGUGGAUCUGUUUGACUUGUAACUGUUGUAUUUCUACUGUUGUCCUGUGGUUGUUCACUUGUCUUGUGACAGCAAUUGAGUUCCUCAAGAGCAAAAAAAACAGUUCCAUACUCACGCUCCCACACAUAACAAAUAGACACAGCAGCCUAUUGACACACCUACCACAUGAACCACACUUGAGGUCCCCUUUAAUUUAUUAGCAUACCGUCAAACCCUCAAGCUGUAUCAGACACUACCGUGCUAGCCUAGCCUAGCAUCACCGAGCUAGCCUAGCCUAGCAUCACCGAGCUAGCCUAGCCUAGCAUCACCGUGCUAGCCUAGCAUCACCGAGCUAGCCUAGCCUAGCAUCACCGAGCUAGCCUAGCCUAGCAUCACCGUGCUAGCCUAGCCUAGCAUCACUGAACUAGCUUAGCCUAGCAUCACCACGCUAGCCAUUUCCAAACCUCUCUUUCCAUUAAAUUCUCCUCCAGGACCCAUCAACCAGAUCAAAUCCAGUCUUCUGGGCUCCACGUCCGACUCCCACCUCAACAGAUACAGCACAAUCAACAAGAUCCCCCUCAUCACGCUCAACUUCUCAGAGGCCAACAACGACAAGAAGUGCCCCUCCCCUCCGUCCUCCGAGAAAACCAUCAUCGCCCCAAAGGUCAAGGACCGAACGCACAACGUCACCGAUAAGGUCACACAGGUAAGAGGUAAUGACAGAGGUCAGAGGUCAUGAAAGGCCCUGUGCCUUGUGCUCGGUAGAGUUGGUGGUCAGUGACACAAGUCAAGAUGUUGGAGCAUCACUCAAUGAAGUAUAAUGUUGGAGUUAGAAUCCAUUCUAUAGAAUCUGUUCCAUACAGAAGACAUGUAUUUUCUGUGUGUUUGUUCUGUACAGACAGAGUUACAGAUGUAUAGUGUGCUGUAGCUGGAUGUACUAUUACCUCAAUGAAUAGUCAUCUGCCCCAAUGUUAUACAGUAGAGAGCGGUAAUUAUCCCCUACCCCACACACACAAGACACACACGGAACACCACCAGGUCAGAACACAGUGUCUGCAUACGCUGCACUGUUGUUACUGUCUGACGUUAGCUAAUUCAUUGAAAGGGGCUUGUUUAAAUAAGUAAACCAGUGAAGGUGUAUAUCACCUUUAGAGGAUCAGGACAGAUUCUCUUACCAGGGCUCAGGGAUACACUCUAGUUACACACAGGUUAGAGGUCAUCCUCACAAUCCUGUCUGUCUGUCUGCCCCGUGGAGAGUGUGCAGUACACCAACGCCUCCUUGUGUGGGUCCCAAUGGGGGAGGAGAAGGGAAAUCAGGCUGCUUGUGUGUACUCCUGCCUGCAUGCUUGUUGGUCUGUGUGUGCGUGCAUCUGUGUGUCGCUAUGGCAGAGCUGGUUGACCUUUACGAUCUGUCAGGGCCACUUUGUCCAGAACAGAAAAGGAUGUUGCUGUUCUACUGAUAAUGUGUAUACCAGUGGCGGUCAGUGCCUUUUAAGAUGAGGGAGGUAAUUCUUUUUUUUAUGAGCAUGGCCUUAUUUCUAUUACAGCAUAUUGGAUGACUGUCAUUCAUAUUCCAUUCACCCAGUUCAAUGUAACAUCGAUAGGUUUAGGCUACUACAUGAUACUCACAUUUUCCCUGAGGUUGCUACAACCUAGCCUAUGAAUUAAAGUUUACAACGUAGGUUGAGAGAAUUUUGAGUAAUCAAGGUGACAGACAGUGACACAUGCAAUACAGACUUGCACACUUUUGCCUGCAUCUAGCUGAUCUAGGGUGUAGUCAUUAGUCCAACAGUUGCAAAUGAGAGUUUCUAUUGGACAAAUUCAGGUAUGUUUAUCCCUGUUUUGUUCCGUUUGCUUCUGUUUUAGAAACAUUUUUCAACAGAAUCGGUGGAAUGAAUACACCCCUGAUCACACCAAACAGUUAACUUUCAUAGCAGCCACAUAAAAACAGAUGAUCACUUUGCUCAUUGUAUAUAUCAUUCCUUCUCACAACUAUCUACGCGCUCUCCUCCUCUCACCUUUUCCCUUCGCUUGUGGACUUCAGUGCACAACACAUCAGCUGUCUGUGACCAGGCGAAAAAACCUUUCCAAGCCAAACCUUCAUAUCAUGACCACUAACCGCUACACAAAGCCUACAUCGUUGUCACGUCAUAACUAGCUAAUAUAGCAUCCCUCUCUGUUUGAGCCGGGUGUUUGAGUAGGCUAAACUAGCUAGCUGCAUUUGCUAGUUAAGUAAGGGAAAGUGAAAGUAAAAAAAAAUACAACCAAAUAUAGCUAGCUCUCUCUCUCUCUCUCGCGCUUCUCCUUAAUUUUGGAAGAAAUUAAUUUGUUCAAAACUGUUGAAAUAUUGUCUUUCUCCCUCUUUAAGACAACUACUCACCACAUUUUAUGAACUGUAGUGCUAGCUAGCUGUAGCUCAUACUUUCAGUACUAGAUUCAUUCUCUGAUAGGUUGGAUGACGUCCUCAGGAAGUUGUCAUAAUUACUGAGUAAGUCUAUGGAAGGGGGUGAGAACCUUGAGCCUCCUAGGUUUUGUAUUGAAGUCAAUGUACCCAGAGGAGGACAGAAGCUAGCUGUUCUCCGGCUACACCAUGGUGCUACCCUACAGAGUGCUGCUGAGGAUACUGUAGACCUUCAUUGCAAAACAGUGUGUUUUAAUCAAUUAUUUGGUGAUGUGAAUAUAUUUAGUAUAGUUUUAUCUUAAAAGGAUAACUUUUUUAAUGUUUCGCUAUUUAGAUUUUAUGAAAUUCACUGAGGAGGAUGGUCCUCCCCUCCCUCCUCUGAGGAGCCUCCACUGGUGUAUACAGUAUAUACUAUACAGCAUCUAGCACUGGGGUUUCCUUGAAGGCAGAUCUUAGUUUGUUAUUGGCAUUAAGGGCAUCUUCUAGUUUAGAGGACAUAUGCUGGUGAGUGUGUAAGGGUUGGUGUGAGGUGUGACCCAGGUGCUGUGCAGGAUAGACAGGGGCAAGGAUAGUGAAACAAGGAUCUUUACUGGUGGUCCAAAAGCCAGGAUACAAAACAGCGGACUAUACACGAAAACAAAUGAGGAGCACAUAGGUCUCCAAAAAACAGGCUGACAACAAACAAUACGAAAUACUAACUCUGACUGGAAAAACACAAUGACACAGGGAGAACACUUCUCGAGUACCUGUAACUCCGUCACGUGAUCCGACACUGAUACGUACUGCUUGACAUCAAGGAACUAGCAGAGAAAAUUGAGCAAGGGAACACAGGGAAGUGAGGGCAUAAAUACACAGGUGAAUCAGAUAGCUACAGGUGACACCAAUAGGCAUAUAAUGAGGAGGUGCCUAUGGUUGUCGGAGGAUGACACCUAGUGGGUAACUCCGGAACUGUGACCCACUCCUGUAACGCGUGUGUGUCAUACAUCUCAAUAGUGGGUUGCAGCUUGUAUUUUCCAACCGGAUCUUAGUAUUUGUUGUGCAUAGUCCCGUGUAGCUCAGUUGGUAGAGCAUGGCGCUUGCAACGCCAGGGUUGUGGGUUUGAUUCCCACGGGGGACCAGUAUGAAAAUGUAUGCACUCACUAACUGUAAGUCGCUCUGGAUAAGAGCGUCUGCUAAAUUACUAAAAUGUAAAUAUUUAUAUUGUUCAGGGAUGGGUAACUCCAGUCCUUGGGGGCCGGAACGGUGUCACACUUUUUCCCCAUCCCUAGCAAACACGGCUGAUUAAUCUAAUUGCAUUCUAAACUGAAGAUCAUGAUUAGUUGACUAUUGGAAUCAGGUGUGUUAGCUGGGGCUGAGGCAAAAGUGUAACACCAAUCAGGCCCCCAAAGGAAUGGAGUUACCAUCCCUGAUAUAGUUCAUAUUGGAUAUACCUACUGCAGUGGAACAUUGUUGUUAUACAGCAGGCCUAUGUCAGAUAGAGUUAUAGUUGAUUAUCUAGACUCAUAACAGCGUCUUGUUUUUCUUUCCUGGUUGUAUGUUUGGUUAGCAACCAUCUACUGCUUAUUAUUGAACAGAUUACAUUGAACACGUUUUUUCCCUUCACCAUCUCAUUCUCAGUCAUUUGAUCAAACUAGAUAGUAGGAUUGUAUUUGCUUGUUUCUUUAGUAUUUGAUGUAUUUUUCUGACUGUGAGGCCCUGAGCACCUGUUCCCUGUUCCUCCCCUGUUGUCUGAAUGUAAUGCCCUGAGCUCCUGUUCCCUGUUCCUCCCCUGUUGUCUGGCUGUGAGGAUCAUACUGUUCCAGCAGACGUCUGGAGACCAAGUCUCUCCAGAGUUUGUGUAGAGAGACGUGCUCUACGCUGCAGAAUAAACACGUACUGUAGUCUGCUGGUUCGACACAGAACUCAACCACACUAAACAGAUGGAUGAUUGACAUGAGGAGAUCUGAGUCUGUGCUGUAGAUUGAUAAACGACGUCAAUGCAUGUUGAUGCUCCAUAUAAAACAACUUGUUUGAUACUUAAUGUUAUUUCCAUUAGGUUGUAUUUCUCCAGGUUUUCAUGGGGUUGCUUCAGUUUUACUAGUCCUUAUGUCAUGGCUUUGCUUCAGUUUUGCCAAUAAUACAAACAAAUAAGGUGAGAGGGUGAAAUGAUCAGAGCUCCCAUUUGCAUAUUGUUAUCCCAGAAGAGAGAGUUAAUUUGCACAAUAGCAAAUGAAGCCACACUACGUGCAUUAAAUAAUUAUGUCUGAAUUAUUGAUUUAGUAACAGAUCAGGGAGAGUGACAUGCUCACCUGAGCUGUCAUUCUGCCAACUGACUCCUCCCUAGGCUUGCCAGCAUGCUCAGAGACAGUUUACCUAUAUAACCAUAUGGCUCAAAUCAGAUGUUGCCACUAACCACAGAUAUAGGAUCAGAUUAACCGACCCUAAAUUGAUUAACAGGAUCAUAUAGGCCAGGGCUGCCCAACCCUCUUCCUGGAGAUCUACCCUCCUGUAGGUUUUUAGCAUAUCUGAUUCAGCUAGUUAAGGUCUUGUUGAGCAGCUAAUAAGUAGAAUCAGGUGUGUUAAAUUAGGGUUGGACUGAAAACCCACAGGAUGGUAGAUCUCCAGGAAGAGGGUUGGGCAGCCCUGCUAUAGGUCUAGAAACAUCUAACCCUGGGUCAGAGGUUAGGGACUCCUUUUACCAACUCCUUACAAAUGCAGUAGCCCAGUAGGCCACAUCGACUAAUCGAUCUACAUGGUAUGUGAUUCUGCCUGAUUUAGGUGGUAUGUCAUCAAGAGUCACAAAACAACACGUUAAUUCAAAAAGAGGUUGCUCAUGACAAUCACUGCCUUGUGCUUCUUUUCCACUUUGAGCAAAGUGCAGUUUGAUGAUAGAAAAUAAAACUGCCUGUAGCCUAAUUACCAAAACCUUUAAUGAAGAUAACUAGCUGGACAUGAAUAAUGAAAAGCUUUUUCUCUCUCUGCCGUUAAUUUGGUGAUUUGCUUUAAAGGGUGUGAUAUAUUGGAGGGUUGUUCUAUUGACCUGUAAUCACACAGGGGAGGGGACAGAAGACAUCUAAUAACCAAUUCCAUUAUAAUCACUGAAGCCCGCUUCCCUUCGUCCCACUCAAUCACAGGGGUUGCCGAGGCGAUCCCUUCCAGGGUGCGGCUAGGAGUAGGCCUAGAUGGUGAAGGAAAUAAUUGGAAAUAAUUACUUGAAUGGACCAUCAUGGAACAUUGACUUGAAUGGGGAUUCCUAUUCUAGUAAUUCUAGCUCUAUGGCGAAGGCGACCGAAAUGGAGCCCUCAUUCCAUUUGCAAGGCUCUAUUUCAUCUUGCUCUUCUAUCCAUCUACAAUAAUUACUUCUCUGCCCUAGGGUGAAGCACUUCACCUUUUUCUUUCUCUCUCCUCCCCCCCCCCCCUCCCGUCUCGACACAGUGAUAAUCAGCCAUGAGAAGCAGAGCCAGAAAUGUCUUCCCUGGCAUUGAAGUGUCAAGCUACAGAAUGAAUGACUAUAUCCCACCACUUCCUACCAUGAUAAUCGCCUUAGUGUCAUUGAGACUAUUAGCUGUGAUAUUGAUGUUAAAAGUUGUCCAGGGACAGGCGAUACUGUAGCUGGAAUAGUUGGGAUAUUGACGCAAUUAAACAUUCCUUAAAUAGGGUUUUUCCUACGUAGAAGCCGCUACAAGGACAUUCCUGUCGUUUUACUUGUUUGCAAUUUGCUGGCUAAUAUAGUAAGAUACUAAGCUAACAUGUACUUCUUUAAGUAUUUAUGUGUGGCGAAUGGUUUUUGUAUUUCUAAAAGGAUAGCUAAGACACUGUGUUCUUUAUAUAUUUCCACAUGACUGAUUUCCUCUGGGAGUUCAGCUGUGUUUAGUGUCCAGUGAUCUCCUCAUAAACAAUGUAUAGUAUGCCUGAGGAGGUUAAGCAGUCUGUAUAUGAAUGUAUACUGUAAAUGUAUAGUUAUCCUCCCUACAGGACCAUUGUUUCAGCCAAACACAAGGGGCAAGCUGAUGAUGUUAACCAUUGUGUAUUUUCAUCCAUAGAAUUCACUUAUUAAUGUUAUAUAUAUCGGCCAUGUACAUGUAUGUAUCCAUAAUAGCCUACAUAUAGGCUGUGAUGUACUGUACAGUAGUUUUAAAUAUUGUUACAGAAUAUUUGAAUGCAACAUUAGCCAUGUGGCUUUUGCUGUAGGCCCCUAUACAAUAUUGACAUCGUACUGACUUUAGCUUAUAUUUCAAAGUAUUUCCGUAGGAUUCUAUAGGAUUCAUUCACUCUUCUAAUACAUUGAUCCAAGCCACCAUUUUCUUCAUGUCUUCACUUUACUUCCUCUUAACUCCUCCCUCCUUCCUCCUCAGGUGCUAUCCCUGGGCGCAGAUGUGCUUCCCGAGUACAAGCUCCAGACGCCACGCAUGGACAAGUUAACCAUCCUCCACUACAGCCCCUUCAAAGCGGUGUGGGACUGGCUCAUCCUGCUGCUGGUCAUCUACACGGCUAUCUUCACGCCCUACUCCGCCGCCUUCCUCCUCAACGACCUAGAGGAGCAGAAGAGGAGGGAGUGCGGCUACUCGUGCUCGCCGCUCAACGUGGUCGACCUCAUGGUGGACAUCAUGUUCAUCGUGGACAUAUUGAUCAACUUCAGGACAACCUAUGUGAAUCUCAACGAGGAGGUGGUCAGCCACCCGGCGAAGAUAGCCAUCCACUACUUUAAGGGCUGGUUCCUCAUCGACAUGGUGGCAGCCAUCCCCUUUGACCUCCUCAUCUUCGGCUCGGGAUCGGAUGAAGUAAGGGAAAACGCUUAGACCCUUUUUACACUACUAAGCCAAGCUGAGCAGAGUCAAACCAAGCUGUACUGUGCUGUGCUGGCCUGGUUACAUAUCCACCAUAGUUACAGGAACCGUGCUUGAAAUAACCAUUUACGUCAGCCCAAUAGAGUGAAUCAGGCAUUAGUCACUUAGUCGCUUACUCACAGACACGUGUCACUAGGCCUCGGGUCCAAGUCGUGAUGACAUGGUGCUCCUGUAGUUUUCCCUCAUUCUCUGAAAUGUUAGAAUUAAAGUCGCUUAGUCACUUUCACAGGCAACCUCAGGGUCCUCCUCGCCAUGACGGUGCUCCUGUAGUUUUCAUCUAGCUUUGCCAGAUGGCCUCGGGCGUCCUAAAACUGUUGACCGGCAUCUGCCUCUCAAAUACAGUGGGGAAAAAAAGUAUUUAGUCAGCCACCAAUUGUGCAAGUUCUCCCACUUAAAAAGAUGAGAGAGGCCUGUAAUUUUCAUCAUAGGUACACGUCAACUAUGACAGACAAAAUGAAAAACAUUUUUCCAGAAAAUCACAUUGGAGGAUUUUUUAUGAAUUUAUUUGCAAAUUAUAUGGUGGAAAAUAAGUAUUUGGUCAAUAACAAAAGUUUCUCAAUACUUUGUUAUAUACCCUUUGUUGGCAAUGACACAGGUCAAAUGUUUUCUGUAAGUCUUCACAAGGUUUUCACACACUGUUGCUGGUAUUUUGGCCCAUUCCUCCAUGCAGAUCUCCUCUAGAGCAGUGAUGUUUUGGGGCUGUCGCUGGGCAACACAGACUUUCAACUCCCUCCAAAGGUUUUCUAUGGGGUUGAGAUCUGGAGACUGGCUAGGCCACUCCAGGACCUUGAAAUGCUUCUUACGAAGCCACUCCUUUGUUGCCCGGGCGGUGUGUUUGGGAUCAUUGUCAUGCUGAAAGACCCAGCCACGUUUCAUCUUCAAUGCCCUUGCUGAUGGAAGGAGGUUUUCACUCAAAAUCUCACGAUACAUGGCCCCAUUCAUUCUUUCCUUUACACGAAUCAGUCAUCCUGGUCCCUUUGCAGAAAAACAGCCCCACAGCAUGAUGUUUCCACCCCCAUGCUUCACAGUAGGUAUGGUGUUCUUUGGAUGCAACUCAGCAUUCUUUGUCCUCCAAACACAACGAGUUGAGUUUUUACCAAAAAGUGAUAUUUUGGUUUCAUCUGACCAUAUGACAUUCUCCCAAUGCUCUUCUGGAUCAUCCAAAUGCACUCUAGCAAACUUCAGACAGGCCUGGACAUGUACUGGCUUAAGCAGGGGGACACGUCUUGCACUGCAGGAUUUGAGUCCCUGGCGGCGUAGUGUGUUACUGAUGGUAGGCUUUGUUACUUUGGUCCCAGCUCUCUGCAGGUCAUUCACUAGGUCCCCCCGUGUGGUUCUGGGAUUUUUGCUCACCGUUCUUGUGAUCAUUUUGACCCCACGGGGUGAGAUCUUGCGUGGAGUCCCAGAUCGAGGGAGAUUAUCAGUGGUCUUGUAUGUCUUCCAUUUCCUAAUAAUUGCUCCCACAGUUGAUUUCUUCAAACCAAGCUGCUUACCUAUUGCAGAUUCAGUCUUCCCAGCCUGGUGCAGAUCUACAAUUUUGUUUCUGGUGUCCUUUGACAGCUCUUUGGUCUUGGCCAUAGUGGAGUUUGGAGUGUGACUGUUUGAGGUUGUGGACAGGUGUCUUUUAUACUGAUAACAAGUUCAAACAGGUGCCAUUAAUACAGGUAACGAGUGGAGGACAGAGGAGCCUCUUAAAGAAGAAGUUACAGGUCUGUGAGAGCCAGAAAUCUUGCUUGUUUGUAUGUGACCAAAUACUUAUUUUCCACCAUAAUUUGCAAAUAAAUUCAUAAAAAAUCCUACAAUGUGAUUUUCUGGAUUUAUUUUUCUCAAUUUGUCUGUCAUAGUUGACGUGUACCUAUGAUGAAAAUUACAGGCCUCUCUCAUCUUUUUAAGUGGGAGAACUUGCACAAUUGUUGGCUGACUAAAUACUUUUUUCCCCCACUGUAGCUAUGAGUGUUAAACUGCAGUUUGUUGUUGUUGGUUUGUCAGUGUUGCUUUUGGAUCCCAUCAGGUGGAACAAUAGCGUUCCAAGUUCUCAACUCUUGAAAAGGAGAGAGAGAAAGACUGCAGUGAGAGGGAGAGAGGAGGAGAACAAGGGAAGUCAAUAUCUCAGCCGAGCAGCGACUGCUAAGUGUGUCCCUUGCUGGCACAUCACAGGGCGGGACGGGACAGGGUACAUGAUGUUCCGGAAAGAAAAGAUGUCUCCUGCAAAAUGACGACAAGCGAGCAUGUGUAGGGAGCAGUGGCGUGUCAGAGCAGUGAUUUGUCGAGUCAUUAUUUACCAUCAGUUGUCUUGUACCAGAGAGUUGCCCUCAGUCUGGGGUUGGCAGUGAAUGGCAGGAACAGGAAGAGGAACAGACAGACGAGGGGUGCCAUGCCACAACGUGUGUCCAUGUAAUAUAGUGUCUCUCACUUUUCAGGAAAUAAGCAGCAGAGGCUACAUUUUAUGAUAACAUGUACAGGUUUUUGUGUAAGUCCUGCAGCAACAGCCAAUUAAGCCAAUUGAGGUCCAAAUUGAAUUUGUUGAGUAUUUGAAACAGGUGUGUCAUUUCUGGAUUAAAAACCUGCAUACCCAGACAGUUGCUCUCCAGGGCUCAGAUUCGAGUUAAGCACGCGUAAAUGGAACGUAAUUCAAUUUUUAUGGGCUUUUCUCUCUUUGCGUAUUCUGACUUUGAAUUUAAAAGUAUGAGAAUAGCAUGCUAUUUACCCAAUAUUCGAAUAAAUGAAGGUGUGGAGGAGGUGUGUCUACAGAUACACCAUAUUCUGACCUUUACCUAAUUCCCUAAUAAUUCCACCACCUUUACGCACGAUGAAACCAUGAAUAAGGUCUAGCGAACCUACUGGUUCCAAGUGGAAAAGCAUCUACUUGAUUUUUUCGGAUAGAUAUAAUACCAUUCUCCAUGCACUGUAAUUUAUAACUUGAUAAGAUCUAUUGAUUAGAGCUAGGUAAAUGAGUAAUCAUUUGGAGAAGGGGAUUGUAAAUACACAUAGCAAUUGUUUUAGAUGAUUUUUCCUUAUGAUCCCUGGAGACGAAUGUGAAACCAGCCAUAUGGAAGCAAACUAAAAAUCACAUCAACAUGGCAUGUAUAUGAUUUUUCACAGUGAAAUAGGAUAGAAAUAGCUGUGCCGUUAUUCAGAAUUCUAAUUAUGUGCCCUCAUAAUUUGCAUGGAUGAAAUGUGCAGACCCAAGCUAUAGGCUUCUGUAGGGCUGAACCUGCUGGGCUGAUGUAUGCGCUAUAGAAUGUUUUGAUUAUAUGACCAGGCUUUUCUCCGUUUUAUUUUACAAUUUGUAUCAUGUUAAAUAUUAGCCACUAUCGGGAGCCACAGUCAAUAAUACGCACAUGCAUUUAUUUUAGCAUCAUUUCAUUCCAUUCUGUUUACCUUUAUUUUCUCUGUCACAUCCUUGUACAUUGUUCCUGAGGGUCGCUAGCAUUAGUGGAUCAUAUUAGGCUAAUGUUGCGCAAUAAUUUAGGACAUGUAGCCUAUUUGAAUCAUUAUGGAACUCAGACCACACAUAGCAGGUUAAACCUGUAGCCUGGCGCACGGUUCACGACGACUGGACCGUUGUCAUACACUUCCAUGAUUAGUGAGAAUUAGGGUAUAUUUAUAGUAUAAUUGUGCAACCCCUUUUUCUACCUUCCAAUAUUUAAUGGAUUGAACUUGAAUAUGACAGCUUUCAGGAUGAAUCAAACCACUGUAUUUUUUAUUCAUCAAUAUACAGUAUUUCGUGCGUAAAGACUCUCCAAACAAUUUAUUUUUUGAUUCAUACAUACUUUCCUAACCCUAAAAUGUCUAGUUGGUGCUGAAACGGAGACCAAUAUGCAUAGAUGGCUUUCUUUCAUUGAUCCCCAUAUUCUGAACCCGCUCUCUCGAUGUAUUCUAUUGAGUCUGUCAACAUAAUUCUAAUUAAAACCUUAUUUAAAGGGAUAAAUGUACUGAAAACCCCAUUGAAUGAAAACUCCACGAGAAAACCUGUUGGCCAGCAAGUGGGAGGGUUUUCAGCGGUUGAAUGAAAUGUAUACAGAUUGUGCAAGGUAGCCACACCUGCAGAGCGUGUUACACAACUAAAUAAGGUACGUCUGAAUAGGAAAUACUGAUGAGUGCAUAGGAAAGGCAUAAAUUCCUAAGUUGGGAUCGGGCCCCAGGAGCAUAUUUAGAAAACCCUGUUGUAGCCAGUAGCCUAUGGGAUUAUGUCUGCUAUUUCAGACAGGGGUUGAACACAAGCCGUCACAUGCUGUCUGUCUAUCAGGGGUUGUGUAGAGUGGACAGGCCAACACAGAUGACUAGCCAACCCCAUCCCCAUCCCCGGACACAUUUCAUUUACCACCAGGGUUGUUAGGGAGAAGCUUUAGCUCUCCACUCUUCAACUCACAAAGCUUAAGCAAGUAUUUUAAUCAACCAUACACUAAUAUAGCCUACUAAAGCACCCCUUUUCGCACACAAACCCGUCAGUCUCUCUGCACAUCAGACAUUCCAGUCAAGAUCAGUUAGGACAAAUUCUAAAAACAUGGAAAGAAUUUGAUUGAGUUAGGAUAUACCCUGUCUGUCUGAGACUGAUUUCUCUUCCCUGUUGAGAAGUACACUCUUCGAAAAAAGGGUUCCAAAAGGGUUCUUCAGCUGUCCCCAUAGGAGAGCCCUUUUUGGUUCCAGGUAGAACCCUUUUUGGUUCCAGGGUUCUGCAUGGAACCCAAAAGGGUUCUACCUGGAACCCAAAAGGGUUUUUCAAAGAGUUAUCCUUUGGGGACAGCCAAAUAACCAUUUUAGGUUCUAGAUAACACCUUUUUUUCUAAGAGUAUAGGAGACGAAAGCUACUGUAAAUGAUUGCAGCGAUUUAGGGGGAAGAGUUGGGAGGGUGGGCCAGGUGGUUUGUAAUGGAGCUCUCAGAGCCUCAGCAGUACCAUCCGUGUCCCUCAGCAGAGCAUAUUCCCCCUGUGACAGAGUCGAGUAAGUGUCACACCAUAAAUCAGACCCCCUUCUAUGAGACAAGGCACCAUAGUCACUGUCAAAUUGAGUCUCAUCUGUAAAUGGGAGAAGCACCCUGUAAUUAAAUGUAUACAGGUGUAGAGAGCUGAGGAGCCGUAGUGACCGUAGAGGAUGAGAAACAGUAGUUGUAAUGAUUUUCCUCAGGAUAUUACUAUAAUCGUCAGUCCUGAUGAGAUGGGGAACAAACUAUUAGCGUUUCCCUAAGACUCACUUAUGCUGUUUGCAGACUGUGCGACACUAAUAAUAAAUCAGGUCUUAUCUCAUGGCAUGCCGUGGUCGCUAAUUUUUUUUUGCCACUGUUUUAAUUUAGCCGGGCAGGAACCAAGAUGGAGAGAUGCCAGGAUUAAGGCUGUUUAAAUUAAACUGAACAGAAGGCAGGAGGGGUGGGAGGAGAAGAGAAGAGUGGUGUUUGUUUUCAUGCUGCCUGGCUGGAAGACUUGGAGGUUCUCUGUCAAAGGCUCAAAGUUAUUUAUUGAUUUUUAUUGUUCUUUAAAAACAUAUUAUUUUCUGCAGUCGUCUUAGUAUCAGUAUGUAGGCUUGCUAAAUCGUCCUCACCCCUCAUUCCUCCUAACCACAUUUUAGAAUGAUGGAAAUAUAUGAUGUUAUACUUCUGUUAUUGUUUCUCCUCUCUGCUGGUUUAGACAGCUGUCUAGUUUUUGCAGAGGUCACUUCCAUUGACACACUGUCAUGUUCAGUGAUUUAGAAACUGGAAUUAGAAACUGGAUGUUGUCAUUCAGCCAAGCUUGAUUGUAACAGUACUAUCUUCACCCUAAACCCUAACCUUUGACCUGACCUUAAGGGUACACCUAAUAACAACAAAUUGCUUCCUGUUGUUGUGCAUCCAAUCAACAAAUAACUUGUCUGCACUGUACUGUAACACUCAAACCCCCAGCCAAUCACAGCUCUGUUUACCUCUAUGUCCCCUCAGACCACCACUCUGAUUGGCCUGCUGAAGACCGCCCGGUUGCUCCGACUAGUUCGCGUGGCCCGUAAGCUGGACCGAUAUUCAGAGUACGGCGCCGCCGUCCUUAUGCUCCUCAUGUGCAUCUUCGCCCUCAUUGCCCAUUGGCUGGCCUGCAUCUGGUACGCCAUCGGCAACGUGGAGAAGCCCUAUUUGGAGCACAAGAUUGGCUGGCUGGAUAACCUGGGCGUGUCCAUUGGAAAGAGGUACUAGGCAAGAUAAAAUAUACUGAAAUACUGACUAUCGUGACAAUAUGUACCAUGGACUUGUGCCUCAAUGUACCCCAAUACUAUAUACUGUAUCACAUGACUCCUUAAUAAUUAUGCAGUUGAAUGAUAGGAAAGAACUUCAUGAUUUUCCCCUUUCUAAUUAAACUAAGAAAUAUUGGUGCAAAAUCAGAUUUUUGUUUGGUUUUAAUAUUUCCCCCAAAAUUGUUGGGAUAAUCCCUUAGAAAAAAAACGUACCAUAGCCUUAAUACCAUGAAAUGUAGCGAACCAUGAACUGAGUGUACCGUCUCACCCCCUAGGUACAACUACAGUGACCCCAGCUCUGGCCCGUCCAUCAAGGACAAAUACGUCACGGCCCUCUAUUUUACCUUCAGUAGUCUGACCAGCGUGGGCUUUGGCAACGUCUCCCCCAACACCAACUCUGAGAAGAUCUUCUCCAUCUGUGUCAUGCUGAUCGGCUGUGAGUGUGUACACUGUCCUAGGACUGAAAACAGAUGGAAUGAAUGAACUAACAAACAAAUUCAUGCAUUAUACAUAUUACUACAAUGAAUCACUAUUACUGUACAGCCAAGUAGUCCUACCUUAUAAGUUAUUGUAUUACUAUAUUCCUAGCUACUGAUUAAUUAAGGGAAAUUAGAAUAUUGCUAACAGUGAUGAUGACAUGAUGAUCACCUGCCUGGUGUGGUUCUCCCCUCGCAGCCCUGAUGUACGCCAGUAUCUUCGGUAAUGUGUCGGCCAUCAUCCAGCGGCUGUACUCUGGUACGGCGCGGUACCACCUGCAGAUGCUCCGGGUCAAAGAAUUCAUCCGCUUCCACCAGAUCCCCAACCCACUGAGGCAACGCCUGGAGGAGUACUUCCAACACGCCUGGAACUACACCAACGGCAUCGACAUGAACAUGGUGCGAAUGGGGGGAGUGUGCGGGGGUUGUGUGGGUAGGUGGGUGGGUGUGGGUGUAGGGGGUUGGGAGGCUGUGUAUGUGCGUUUGUGUGCGUGUGUGUGUGGGCAAGUGAGUGUGUUUGAGGCUAAUAAGUCUUCCAAGUGAGACUUUAGCUAAAAAGAAUCUAAUAUUGGGACGUAACAUUAUUCUUAUGGUGGGAUAAGGUUAUGCAUAAUGGUUACGUUUCAGAUUGAUGAUUCAGAUUGCUGCUGUUCUUCAAUAGGUUUUGAAUGUUCAGCCCCACAGUUUGACGAUGCAAUUGUGUUACUGCAUUGCUGUCUUUCUCCUACUUAGCUUCUCGGUGAAGCUGUUCAAUGUUUUUUCUGACCUUAAACAACCUUGUCUCCAAGACGGUCCUUCUAUUAACAUAUAGCCUAGUGUGUUCCCUUAGCAACAUGGUUAUAUGAAAUGAUUAUAAUCUUGAUUAUGAUUCUAAACGCUAGAAUGAAAGCCAUGGAUACUGUAUGUAAACUGGCUUUUCCCCUGGUGAUGUUAACUGUACUUAUAGAAACUUGUCUUUUCCAUGUCUGCCUCAUGUCAAAUGGAAUGACUUCACCACUCUGGUAAGAGCAGGAGGUACUAUGUUCAAAGUUAAUAGUGUUCACUUCUUUCCCUCAGAAACGUGUUGUUUAAAAAAAAUGGCAGAGUGCAGUAAAUCGUAGACCAAGACGUAAAUCAAAGAAUACAUUUAUUAAAAUCCAUCACUUCGUCUUUAUAGUCUAGAAAAAAAGCAUGUUAAUUUGAAGGCAUGCUCCCCAGUUACUUUGAAAUACUGUAGCCCUCUCUAGAUCAUGUCAUGUAUACUGAGUGUAGAAAACCUUUUGCCCUCAGAACAGACUCAAUUCGUCAGCGCAUGGACUCUACAAGGUGUUGAAAGCGUUCCACAGGGAUGCUGGCCCAUGUUGAAUCCAAUGCUUCCCACAGUUGUGUCAAGUUGGCUGGAUUCUGUUUGAGUGGUGGACCAUUCUUGAUACACACAGGAAACUGUUGAGUGUGAAAAACCCAGCUGUGUUGCAGUUCUUGUCACACUCAAACCGGUGCGCCUGGCACCUACUACCAUACCCCGUUCAAAGGCACUUGAAUCUUUUGUGUUGCCCAUUCAAUGGCACACAUGCACAAUCCAUGUCUCAAUUGUCUCAAGGCUUAAAAAUCCUUCUUUAACCAGUCUCCUCCCCUUCAUCUAUACUGAUUGAAGUGGAUUUAACAAGUGACAUCGAUCAUAGCUUUCACCUGGUCAGGUUAUGUAAUGGAAAGAGCAGGUGUUCUUAAUGUUUUGUACACUCAGUAUAUAUACACUGACUUCCCCAUUGCAUGCCAGCCAGUAGUAUAACCCUUAGUGCUUCUAGCAGCCCAUGUUGUCACUCACAGAUUGACUUGCAUGUGGCUUGCCACAAGGUCGCCAUUUGCAUGAAAUCUGUGUAUUCAAACACGAUCACAUAAUUUUUAAUAUGGUAGUUACCAGGCUGUGAAUACUGCCAAUGGGAGAGGCACAGACAGCCUGGCACUGCCAGGUUUCCCUCCAUGUGGGAGGCUUGGCACACAUGCCCAGCGAUCUUGCACCUGCACUUGCCAAAUGUUGUUCAAUCUCUCCUUUCCAAAAUCUUCUGCUAUGAUUUUUUCCCCAACUGUUGUAAAAUAGGCUCUCUUUUUCAAGAAAUUUAGACUUGGCCAGAUUUUUUUUAUUUUUACGAAGAUUUUUUAUAUAUAUUUUUUUUUUACUAAGGACAUUGUUUUGAAUGUGAUACAGAGUAAGGAUGUUUUGUUGUUUCAUUUUCCCUUUUUGUGUGUUUGAAGCCUUCCCUUGUCCUCUGGUCCCCUGUGAUGUCACAGUUCAAAGUCAUCUUAUGACCGUUAACCUGUAACCUUUGACCCUGUGUGGUGUUCAGUCCUAGGCAAAUUACUUGUUUUCCAAUUGAGGGCAUUAAUGUCAUGAUAUUGAUGAAACUGAAUAAUUUAGGUGACAUUUUUUCCAGGGAAACAAUUUGUAUUUAAGCAUGUAGUAAUUUAAGUAGUUGAAAUGUCACUCUUAUCCUUAUACUCUAAAUUACAUGACAGGUUAAUUCAGUUUUGAGGUAAGUAUUUUAUUUAUUUAUUUUGAUAUUAAAUCUGAAUCACAGACACUAAUGAUACCCCACUUAGUGGGGUGAGAUAGAAAGCUCCCUCAUGAGCACACGUAUGCUAAUCAUUUUGUAAUCAAAGGGAAGACGUGUUUCCAUGUUUGUUUCCAUGUUUUCCUAGUUUGUUGUGUCUUGUAUAGCAGUGUUGGAUAUCCAUCUGUUUAACCCCACCUGCUAGUACUCUGAUUAAAAGCUAUGGAAAAUACCAUAAAAAUUCCCCCCUAAAACAGUCACAUAUGACAAUGCAGUAUUUAGAUUUUGAGAAGACCAAAACACAAUUGGCAAUUGUAUCAACCCACUCUGGAUUCCAAACCAAAUCUGACUCACAAACACAAACCAAACCCACACCCAAAGAUGUCUCGAGAUAGUUUGACAGCACAUCUCUGAUAACACCACAGACACAACAUCCAUCCCAGUCCUAUCUGACCAUUCUCCUAUUGCUGUGGACGCUCUUUUCGUGCCCCCAGGUCCUAAAGGGUUUCCCAGAGUGUCUCCAGGCUGAUAUCUGCCUCCACCUCAACGCAAGUCUGCUCCAGGGCUGCAAGGCAUUCCAAGGGGCUACUAAGGGCUGCCUCAGGGCCCUGGCCAUGAGGUUCAAGACCACCCACUCCCCACCGGGCGACACACUGGUCCACUGUGGAGAUGUGCUUACUGCCCUUUACUUCUUGUCCCGGGGCUCCAUCGAAAUCCUCAAGGAUGACAUCGUGGUGGCCAUUUUGGGUAUGUGCUACUCAAAUGUUGACGUUGUUUAUUAUUUCACAUUGUUUAUUCAUAUUAUCUUUAUUUAACCUGGUAGGUUAUUGAAUACACAUUCUCAUUUACAAUAACAACCUGACGAGAGGUUGCAAUUAAAACCAAGUUUCAUUGUAAACUUCAUUUGACACUUCAGAGGUAUGUUGUGCUUUGUGAAAAAGUCCCAAACCAAAAUAUACAGUAGACACUAGUCACUGCAACAAUAACUCGUGUUUUUAUUCAUGUCGGGGCUGUGGAAGGUGUGCGGCUCUUCAGUAAAUUGACACCCUGAAGAAUUGGUUACCUAUGGCUGUGUGAAUACUUAAUUACACAUUCCCCGGUGGUGAGGAUGUUCACAGUACUCAAACACCUCUAAUGAUUUCCCUCUGCUUUAAGGUCAGCUUAAUCAGGCUGUUUGGAAGAGAAACAUCCUCUUAGAACAGCAGCACUGCAGGCACACUUUCAAAGACUGUUUUUGUCUCUAAACAGUGCUCCUGGAAUUGAAUAGUAACACAGUACAGUUCAGGUGUCCCAGUGCUGCACUUCUCAUCAAUGUGUGUGUGUCUCUUGCCUCUCAGUGUGUGUCUGUAUAUCCUCUGUGUACUGUCUAGAAGAGGCUGGUCUUGCUAUUCUGCUAUUCCUGGGUGGGCAGCUGACAUCUCUAAUGAGCACAGAUUCUCAUGGCUCCCUCCAAGAACACACUGUGAUAGACACUAGCGCUGUAUAGUAGGGUAUUCAAGCUGGGAGAAGAGAGACAGGUAAAGGAUAAAGAGAGAGAAGGAGAGAGAUAGAGGGGAGAGAUAGAGGGGGUGGAGGGAGAGAUAAAGAAAGAGAUGGAGAGAGAGGGGAACGGAGGGUGGUUUAUUGGACCAUUUAUUAAGGUAUCUAAUUGCCAGCUAAGGGUGAUGGAGUGUCUGUGGUGUUAGCAGUCGCUGCUCGCAGGAGAUAUUGACGUCCCUGGGAUGUAAUCAAAGUAAAUCUCCCCUUCAUCUUUCUUUCCCCUCUCCUUUAUCUCUCUCCCUCUCUCUCUCUGCGUCAGCCCAGCGCCAAGCAAAUGUUACAGGCUAAGCCUUGUAUAAACUGCUCAUUUUUCACUCAGCCAAUGAGCUUUGGUAAAACGCAGCGACACAAUAGGUUCAUGGGAAGACGGUGGUCGUGUUCCCCUGCUCAGACGUUGCUCAUGCAUGCCAGAUCUUACAGUAUGUGAUAGAAAUCUGGCAGCUGACGUUACAGUUGAUGACAUGGCAGGCAACCAUUGGUUGAUGCAUGCAACGUCUGAGCAGGGGAACGACGGGUGUGUUGAUAGUGAUGGGUUAAUAAGGACUCAGCACGUUUACCAACGGUAAAGUAACAUCAAUGCCAAUUGCUCUAUUUAUCGCAGUCAAGUAUUUCUAUGCAAAUUCUAUUGUGAAUUAGUAAUUGCAAUUAGUGUGUAAUCAACAGAGAGCAAUAAACAAUGAAUUGUAUCUGUAAUUAAAAUCUUGCAUCAAGCUUUAAUAAAUAAGUUAAAAUGGUGAAAUUACCAGAGGAAAGACUAGGUGCUUGUCCUUACUCUCACCUUAGUGCCUGCCCAGGUUUGGGCAAAGCCAUAUUUUCAUUAUUUAUCCAUGGAGUUCUGGGCCAAGAGCCAGGGCAUGCAGUGGGGCAUGUACACACACACACACACACACACACACAGUGCAAACUGAAAGGUCUGUGCCUAGGGAAGUCAGGCGUAAAAUAAUGAUAAAACUGAGCCUCUUGGUCGUUCCAGGUCAGUCCUAUAGACACAUUCACACUAUCUCCCUGUUGUCCUAUAGUCAGCCAUAUAUACACAUUCACACUACCUCCCUGUUGUGCUAUAGUCAGCCCUAUAGACAUUCACAACACCUCCCUGUUGUCCUAUAGUCAGCCCUAUAGACAUUCACAACACCUCCCUGUUGUCAUAUAGUCAGCCAUAUAGACAUUCACACUACCUCCCUGUUGUCCUAUAAGGAAGUGGCAGAAGGACAGGUAUAACCUUAACAGUGCAUUCAGAAAGUAUUCCGACCCUUCACUUUUUCCACAUUGUUACGUUACAACCUUUUUCUAAAAAGGAUUUAAUUGUUUUUUUCCCUCAUCAAUCUACACAAAAUACCCCAUAAUGACAAAUCAAAAACAGGUUUUUAGAAAUGUUUGCAAAAAACAACAACAAAAAACGGAAAUAUCACAUUUACAUUCAGACCCUUUAUUCAGUACUUUGUUGAAGCACAUUUGGCAGCGAUUACAGCCUCAAGUCUUCUUGGGUAUGACGCUACAAGCUUGGCACACCUGUAUUUGGGGAGUUUCUCCCAUUCUUCUCUGCAGAUCCUCUCAAGCUCUGUCAGGUUGGAUGGGGAGCGUCGCUGCACAGCUAUUUUCAGGUCUAUCCAGAGAAGUUAGAUCGGGUUCAAGUCCAGGCUCUGACUAGGCCACUCAAGGACAUUCAGAGACUUGUCCCGAAGCCACUCCUGCAUUGUUUUGGCUGUGUGCAUAGGGUCGUUGUCCUGUUGGAAGGUGAACCUUUGCCCCAGUCUGAGGUCCUGACUGGGGCAAAGGCUCUGGAGCAGGUUUUCAUCAAGGAUCUCUCUGUACUUUGCUCCGUUCAUCUUUCCCUCGAUCCUGACUAGUCUCCCAGUUCCUGUGCUGAAAAACAUCCCCACAGCAUGAUGCUGCCACCACCAUGUUUCAUCGUAGGGAUGGUAUUGGCCAGGUGAUGAGCGGUGCCUGGUUUCCUCCAGACGUGACGCUUGGCAUUCAGGCCAAAGAGUUCAAUCUUGGUUUCAUCAGGCCAGAGAAUCUUGUUUCUCAUGGUCUGAGAGUCCUUUAGGUGCCUUUUGGCAAACUCCAAGCGGGCUGUCAUGUGCCUUUUACUGAGGAGUGGCUUUCGUCUGGCCACUCUACCAUAAAGGACUGAUUGGUGGAGUGCUGCAGAGAUGGUUGUCCUUCUGGAAGGUUCUCCCAUCUCCACAGAGGAACUCUGGAGCUCUGUCAGAGUGACCAUUGGGUUCUUGGUCACCUCCCUGACCAAGGCCCUUCUCCCCCGAUUGCUCAGUUUGGCCGGGCGGCCAGCUCUAGGAAGAGUCUUGGAGGUUCCAAACUUCUUCCAUUUAAGAAUGAUGGAGGCCACUGUGUUCUUAGGGAACUUCAAUGCUGCAGACAUUUUUUGGUACCCUUCCCCAGAUCUGUGCCACAAUCCUGUCUCGGAGCUCUAAUGACAAUUCCUUCGACCUCAUUGCUUGGUUUUUGCUCUGACAUGCACUGUCAACUGUGGGACCUUAUAUAGACAGGUGUGUGCCUUUCCAAAUCAUGUCCAAUCAAUAGAAUUGACCACAGGUGGACUCCAAUCAAGUUGUAGAAACAUCUCAAGGAUGAUCAAUGGAAACAGGAUCCACCUGAGCUCAAUAUUGAGUCUCAUAGCAAAGGGUCUGAAUACUUAUGUAAAUAAGGUAUUUCUGUUUUUUAUAAAUUUGCAAAAUUUCUAAAAACCUGUUUUCGCUUUGUCAUUAUGGGGUAUUGUGUGUAGAUUGUUGAGAAAAUGCACUGUAGAUGACCUCAAAAGACUGUGCUGAGCUGCAUUAUGGGGAAAUACACCAGGUGGUUCAGCUGGUUAUAGGUCAAGGCAUAGUGUGUCAUUACAUAGAGUGUCAUUAUGUUCAUGUUAUAUUUCACCAUGUUUAUCAAACCUUUAUCUUUCUUUCUCUCCCUCUCUCCCUUCCGUCUCCCUCUCCCCCUUUAUCUUUCUACCCCCUCCCCCUCUCUCCUCCCUACCUCUCUCUAUCUCUCUACCUCCCCUCCCUCUCUCUCUUCCUCUCUCCUCCGUCCCUCUCUCUCUCCCCCCUCUCAUUUUCUCCCCACUCCCUCCUCAUUCUCUCUCUCUCCCAGGGAAGAAUGACAUCUUUGGGGAGAUGAUCCACCUGUACGCCAAGCCGGGGAAGGCCAACGCGGACGUGCGGGCGCUCAGCUACUGUGACCUGCACACUAUCCAUAGGGAGGAGAUCCUGGAGGUGCUGGACAUGUACCCCGAGUUCGCCGACUACUUCCUCAGCAACCUGGAGCUGACCUUUAACCUCCGAGAUGACAGCGGCAAGGUAAAUACAGACAGACGGACGGACAGACAGACACAUACGGAAGGACAGAAGAAUGGAUGGAUGGAUGGGUGGGUGGGUGGAUGGAUGGACCAUGCGACCGACAAGCAGUACAGAUACAAUACUAAGUUGUGUAUUUGCUUGUAUGCAGCCUCAGAAUGCAGAGUCAGUCUACCCCUACCCCAGUGAUGCUGAUGGGGAUGACAUCAAAUGCAAAAGAAGGCUCACUAACAAGCGGAAAUCUUCCGCAGGUGAGUUGAGGUAGUUUCUAUGGCUACUCUUUUUCAAAACAAUUCAUUUCAACUGAGCCAGCUUGUUUUAUACAAUAUCAUGCAUUUUAGUCAUUUAGCAGACGCCCUUAUCCAGAGUGUCUUAUAGGAGCAAUUAGGGUUAAGUGCCUUGCUCAAGGGCACAUCAACAGAUCCCCUUCAUUUACUGGCCCAAUGCUUUUAACCACUAGGAUACCUGCCUUCAUUGAAGUAUCUCCAAGUUUGAGAAGACUAUUCCUACACAGGGAAUAGUUUUAAUUUGGCUUCUAAGAGCUCUGUGAGUUGGGAGGCAUUGUUGCAACACACCACUCAACAGUUUGGUAUCCAUUCAAACUAAUUCAAUUGGUCACCAUGGUUACGGGUUUACAGAAUAUAGUUCCAUCUCCUAAAAUAAACCCCUCUCCCACCAUGUCAUGUUGACCUGUACUGUAGAUUGUCCAAAUGUUUUUGACAGAUUAUACCACAGAUUAUACCACAUUAAAAGUAUAGCAAUUAAUGUUAUACAUAUUAAACCAUAUAAUAUCCUUCAAAGCAUGCCAAUGGAUGUUAUCUCUCCUGUACUUACUAUUUUCCUUCACAUCUACUGACAGUUUCCCUCUCUGCUCACCUUCCCUCUGCUUCUGUAAAGGCAAAGUUGCAAGCACACAAUUAAAUAUAUAAAGUAUCUUUAUGGCAGCAAUGCUCUAAGGCAGCAGCAGAUCUGGCGGGGACCGUUUAGAGCGUGACACCUCCCUAUUGUUUGAUCUCCCGAGCUGCUGUCUCCCCUGCCUCCCAGAGGAGCUGUCUGUAACAAAGAACCCAGUGUUCCUCCAACACACACACGCAUGCACGCACACAGACGCGCAUGGAUGCACCCACGCACACACACACACACAUAAGAUCCUACACACACAGACACACUCACCCUGAUUGCCCUCCUCCUUCCCCACAGGGACCCAGAUCAAAGAGACGUCGGUGUUCUGCGAUGGUGGUGAGCGGGAGAGGCAGCUCUACCCCUCCUCCCAGGCUGUAGCCACCAUGGCGGAGGAGAAGAGAGACUCAGCGGAGGAGAGGGAGGAAGAAGAGGAGGAGGGGGAAGAGGAGAGGCCUCUGUGCUCGGGGGGGCAGGGUUACCCCUCGUUGAGGGACCACACCUUGGGACUAGGGCUGGGUGACGUUGUUCCGGACGCGCAGGGAGGAGGGGACAACGUGGAGAGGAACCAGUCUUAUGAAGGUACAGUUGGAAGCCUCUAAAGAUCCCAAUGGCUAGGCCAUUUUGGCUAGACCAAAAGCUGACACAGCUAUUCAAAUGAGCUCCACAAGCCCUAAAAGAUCAGAAGAACAAAUGAUAUCUUGCAAUAACAACCUGGUAAAAUAAUGUCCAUACCAGAAAUAACCUUCAGUGAGUGUAUGGGUAGCACAGCACCGAAGCCAGAGAGCACAAACCAACCAAUGGUCACACGACAAGACAUGUCCUUUCAAGCCAUUUUCUACAGAAUAUUGAGUAACUGGACUGUAAUUAAUUUGGGAAAAGGAAAUUACCCUGGGCCUCUGUGCAGGAUGUCACACCUAUUAAAAAUCCAAACAAGGAUUAGGGGUCAUCGCCACGGCAACUACCAUUAUAAGAGGAUUAUAACAACCAACCAGGGUCAUUGGUGUGGAAAUGUAGGGUUUCGACUAAACUCUGUUAGGUAUUUUCAUUUACUGUGUAUAUACUGUUAUUCAGUGGUACAAAAUGCCUCGAUGCUAUUAUUAAAGCAGAGUGCCUCGACCGAAACAGUAUCUAUUGUUGUACUGUUCUAGCACAGUGUUAAGGCAUAAUCUAAAACCAAGCAAAACAGGAAGUAAACUAGCUAUAAAAUAGAAUAAAGCUCCUGGGGGCAGGAGUUUUUCCUGGUUAGGGAACAUGUUCAGGAAAAACUCCAGGCCCUACAUGGUAAAUCCUAGCACUGAUCCCAGACCAGUUUUGUCCAGAGAGUAAGGAGACAGAAGGACUGAUGCGGCUGGCUUCUUACAGGGCAUAGGUUAAUUUAAGACCUGGCACUCUUACAGGUUUGUGGAAAAUCCUCUGUUUCAUCCCUUGCCAAUUUGCCACCAGAUGCCAGCUCAUUAUCUUGUUGAUGCCUGGUUGGCAUUAGAGACGGCAUGACCUAUGGUGACCAGCUUGUGAAAGAGAUCAUGAGCUUAGCUUGUUUGUUUAUGCUUUGUUUAUCAGCCCUACACACCUAUGGCACAGACACACACACCCACAGCCUCUUUCUCUACUCCCCCAAACACGAGUUUCACAAAUAACUCUCUCUCUAACAUAGACUACUUUCAUUGUAAAAUCCUCAACUACUUCUUUAAUAUGUUAAGAUCAAUGGUGUGGUAAAAAUGAUUAAAACUGCCUCGACAUGCACCAAUCCACUGCAACAAUAACAACUGGCUAAAUUAAAUGACACGUUUCUAUUUGCGUUUCCAGGGAAUUGCGCUCCGCGAUGAACAUUUCUGUCAGCAUGUGGUGAUUUGAGAGUAAUAUGCUGUAAUUCCGUUCUUAAGCGGAUGACGAUGAUUCCUGGUUUGAGUAAGAGGCAGGCAGUGUUGCCGGCUGGAUAUUGAUUCCUGUAAUCACCCCAGCAUGGAGGCACUAUAAAUGGUAGCUUCUGCUCUUGACGUCUUUCAUUACUGUAAAAGCUAUCUUCCAAGCAUGAUCAACUCAAUCACUUCAGUGCUUCGGUCGUCACUAGUUACCACAGCCACAAAUUCAUAAGCACCGCCUAUUUCUACAAUUUCUCUACUUAAAAUGUGAUUUUAAACCUAACCUUGACCCUAACCACACAGCUAACAUUAUGCCUAACCUUAAAUUAAGACCAAAACGCUAAUUUUUGUUUUCAUGAAUUUUUACGAGAUAGUCAAUUUCGACUUUGUGACUGUGGUUUCUAGUGACAACCCAGUGUUUCUCUAGCCUAGUACUGGGUUAGUGUGCAUGUUUGUUCUAGCCCAGCACUAACACAUCUACAUAUCUAACCAUUGGUUAGUUGAAUUGAUUGUUUUACUGCUGGGCUAGAACAAACAUGUGCAACCUUUGGGGUACACGAGGACUGGAAUUUGAAUCAACAAAUGUGCACAUUUUAAUUCUAGUCCUGCACUUACACACCUGAUUUAAGAAUCAAGGGCUGGAUGAUUGUGGUAUUCAUUUCUAUAUCAGGUUUGCUAGUGCUGGGCUAGAACAAAACUGUGCACCCCUGUAGGUCCACAGGACUAGGAUUGAAGAACAUUGUUGGCAUUAUAGCGAUAUAACACUGUGGCAGGCAUCUAUCAGGUAUGUUCUAUUCCUAUCGACACCCACUCAGUAGCAGUGAAAGACUAGACCAACAUUUUUGUGCCUGAGGGAGAAAUGAUUCUGGACACAGUGCUGCUAUUACAGUUUCUAAAAGCCAGGUAACAAUGUGAGUGAGAGAGUGACUGAUGCUAUAACUGCUGGUUAUAGUGGGGCCCAAUGUGCCCAUUGAUCAAUUAAAUGGUAGCCUUUGACAGGACUGGUGUGGAUGAGGGAUAGCUAUCUAGUCAGUGUUAGUGGCUAGUGCUCCAAACCGUCUCAAACAACUACGGUCAUCAGACAAUAUUGUUGUCUGGCAAAGGCCUGUGAAUCAUACCUAACUAAAAAGGAUUCAAUGUUCUGUGGGAAAUGACUGGUGCUGUGAUUUGGUUGUUUCAUAGGUUGAUAAUGGUUAGUAUAUAAAUGUAUUUGUGCAUAUGUGUGUCUAGACCUGUGUGUGGAGGAGUGGGCGUGCGUGAGGCCCAGGGAAGUGCUGGAGAAGUUGGCCCAGGCCCAGGAUGCCCGAAGUGGGGUCGGGGAGGAGGACAGUGAGCCGGACAUCACCUACGGAGAGGUGGAGCAACGUCUGGACCUGCUGCAAGAGCACCUAAACAGGUGAGUGGAAGGGGAGAGGCGAAACUGUGAUCGUAAUUCACUAUAAAAAAACUGAAGUUUAACCAAGGCGUUCUGGUGGUAAACAGGACUACACCAUCCUCAAAUAACCCCAGCCAAACCAUCACUACAUCCCAUUUCACUAUAGACUAGAUUCACAGCAAGGUUUUUACAGUACACAUCCACAGCAAGGUUUACCAUACACAUCCACAGUCCACUAUAUCACACAGAGAGUUGACUUCUGCAUAUGUUCUGCAUGGAAUGGAUCCAGCUGCUACAGACAGCAUCGCCUAUUUUUAGCUGACGCCCGUGAGACGCAAUCGCAACACAAAGACAGCAGACGUCACGGCAGAGUUUGGAGGGGAGGGGUGGGAGGUAGUACGGGGCAACAGGAGACUGAGGGAGGGGUCACAAAGCCCAAAGUGGGUGGACUCAGUCAGUCCGUCUCUUUAUCUUGUUAUCUCUCUCUCUCUAUAUAUAUAUACGUUCCGUCUAUAUAUAGCCUAUGCUCUCUUUCUCUCUCUACUGUAUCUUCCCUCUCUCUUUCCCUCCUCCCACUGUAAGUGGCGGUUACAGACUGGCCACCUCAGGCUCUUUGCAGGCAUUCGUCGCUCUCAUUUCUCCUUCUUUAGGGAGGUAAUGGGCAGACGCCUGGCCACUCAACAGACAUGGCCGCCACACUACCCUGCCUCAUCUAGCUGGAGCACGCCUGCCGGGGGUGUUGAUCGGCUCAGAUUGUCUCACAGCUCAACAGCAACUGUGACAAACACUGGCUUGUUCUCGGUCCGCAGUGCUCUGAAGGCAGUAUGGGUGUGUCUUUUCUAGAUACAGUAUGCAGGUCUAUGUGUUUUUCUCAUUGGAAAUAAAGAAAUUAAAGUGAUAUAUUUAAAUAUUGGCUUUUCGAUACCUUGAAGGUGUUGUAUGCAAAACUGGAGAAAAUCAAGAAAUUAUUAUUCACAAAAUAGAGAAACACACAUAAAAAGAAAUUGUGAUGAAAAAAGGUCUGAAACAGAUAAAGGUGUGCUAUAGUACAGGUAUGCCGCCCUAGUGUCUUCUCUGAAUUGUAUGGGCUGGGGCUCCCUCUGGUGUUUGCAUUGAGUAUUACUGACUGCGCUCUCCCAACACAACCCCAGACACAUGCAUAAAAACAAAACCUAGCUAAAGCUAAUACAUAGCUAAUACAUCAAGGACCUAUUUUAAGAUGUUCAAACUUUUACAUAAAUCACGCAUUGACGCCAAUGGCAGAUUUGUUUUCAAAAAAUGUGAGUGAUGCAUGUGGAUCUCAAGCUAGGACCCACCCCUGACGCUGUCUCCCUGGCUCUCCCCACCCACCAUCCAGGCUGGAGUCCCAGAUGAUGUCAGACAUCAAGGCCAUCCUCCAGCUGCUGCAGAGGCAGAUCACCGUGGUUCCCCCGGCCUACAGCAUCGUCACCUCCAGUCCAAAGUACCAGAGGCCUGCCAUCAGGGUGCAGCCUGUUUCUGCCAUCAGGAUCACAGAGCCUCAACACAGCCUCAACCCUGCACCACCACAGGUAUACUGAACCAGCCCAGGUGAACAAAUACAGUCUACACUAGCCCUCAGAGCUAUAUACUGUUUUAUACAUAAUGGCUCUGUGUAUACUGGCUAGGCACAUUACACUCCCUGUCUAUAUACUGGUCUAUAGGUGCAUUAUCCCUGUCUGUUCUGUAUACUGACAGAUGGUUACAUUAUCCCUAUGUGUGUAUUGGACACUACAGAAGUCAAUAUCCCUGCCUGAAGUUGUUUGUUCUCAGUUUGCUGACCAGCCUGGUCUCAGAGCAAAACGUAUUAUAUUUUACUAAAAUCCAUUCCACUCCAUUUAGUGUGAUGUGUUACAUUACAUUGACUAGACGUAACAUAGUAAACGUAAAUCCGGGACACUCAAAUUAGUAUGAUAUGUUACGUUUGGUAUGGACAGUAAGUUACUUAAGGCAAAAACAAAAGGAGGGUGGUUGGUCGGGGUGGAUGGUUGGGCGUAUAAGAACGUCUAGCAACCUAAAUAUUGCGUGUUCGAAUCUCAUCACGGACAACUUUAGCAACUACUUACUACUUUUUAGCUAAUUUGCAUGUUCACUAACCCUUCCCCUAACCCUAUAACCUAACCCGAACCCCUAACCUAACGUAGCAUAUCAUACUAAAGCAGUCAAACGUAAUAUAUCAUACUAAACGGGUCAAAUGCGAUCAAGAAAUAGGAUACUAUACAUCAUACAAUUCUUAUUAUAUUGUACGACCGUUAUUACAUUGCUCGGCCAAUGUAAUGUAACCUAACGUAAAGAAACAUAUCAUACUAAAUGGAGUGGCACAGAUUAAAAAAUAUAUAUAUUUUGCUCUGAGACCAGGUUGUGCUUACUGCUUCACAGAAUCCUGAGACGGAGAAGCCCCUGAACAAAUCCAAAGAAACCAUGUCAGGCCAGGGUCCCACGGAAAUGCCCCUGGAAGAGGACCUCAGGGCGGGACUGCUAGAGAAGGACACAGAGCCCAGACACAUACAAAACAAAAUGGACUCUCCGGAGCAACAACAACAACAACCUAGAGCCCUCUUCCCCUCCGCCAGACAAGCCUCGCUCCCCGACGCAUCACCUGAAAAUUCUGAAACGUCAGGACUCCACAGGCCGGCAUCCGAUCCUGGGCUUCUGGGAAAG